UCACAUGCAUUCCUACGGGCAAUUUAGCAAGUCCAAUUAGCCUUAGCAUGUUUUUGGACUGUGGGGGGAAACCGGAGUACCCGGAGGAAACCCCACGACGACAUGGGGAGAACAUGCAAACUCCACACACAUGUGGCCCAGGCGGAGAUUCGAACCCGGGUCCCAGAGGAGUGAGGCAACAGUGCUAACCACUGCACCACCAUGCCGCCCAUGUAUUAAGACAUGCACAGAAAUUAUUACUCAGACCAAAAUCUGCCAUAAUUGCUGUCCGCAUGACGGUACAAAAAUCACAUUGUCAAAAUAUAUAUGACAAUAUAUACUGUCCCCAUUGGAACCUAGUACAAUAAGCUGCUGGUAGUAUAAUUAGCUGCUAACAGUUAGGUUUUUUUAAACAAUAUUUUAAGAUAUUCAUAUUUUUACCAUACCAGUGGUAGUGAACAAAAUGGGAAUUUUGCUAAAUAAGCCAUUUGAAACCCUUCAGUGAACAUUAUGAGCAAAUUUUAACAUAAACUAUGCAGUUUACAGCAGGAUUGCAAUAAUACAAAAUUAUGUUUUCUGUGAUGUAUAUAAUUAUUGCUGCCAGCUUCUGUGGGCCACCUUUCAAAUCUGAUAUAUGCCCCCCCUCCCAAGUUUUUGCACAGGACUGAGGAGAUGUCUCUUAAUGACGAGGGCUUUGUGGUGAGGAUUCGGGGCUUGCCCUGGUCCUGUACACAGGAGGAAGUGGCUGGCUUUUUCUCAGAUUGUGAAAUUGUGGGCGGGGUGAGCGGUGUGUGCUUUACCUAUUCUAAAGAGGGCAGGCCAAGUGGAGAAGCCUUCAUUGAGCUGAAGACAGCAGAUGACUUCAAGAAUGCCAUUGCUAAGGAUCGAAAGUACAUGGGCCAUCGCUACAUCGAAGUUUUUAAGUCGAAUCGCAGCGAGAUGGACUGGGUGCUGAAGCGCUGUGGCCCCAGCGACUACGACAGCUGCAGCGGCUGUAUGCUGCGCCUGCGAGGCCUGCCCUUCGGCUGCAGCAAGGAGGAGAUCGUGCAGUUCUUCGCAGGGUUGAAAAUCGUGCCAAAUGGGAUAACAUUGCCGAUGGACUACCAGGGGAGGAGCACGGGGGAGGCCUUCGUGCAGUUUGCCUCAAAGGAGAUAGCAGAAAAGGCUCUUGGGAAACACAAGGAAAGGAUAGGGCACAGGUACAUAGAAAUCUUCAAGAGCAGCAGGAACGAAAUCCGAGCCUAUUACGAGCUGCCCAGGAGGAUGAUGGGACAGCGGCCUGGGCCAUAUGACAGACCUGUCAUGGGUCGCGGAGGGUUUUUCGGGCCAGGGCCAGGAAGAGGUGGCGGCCUCCUGGACCAGAUGCGCAGUGGAGGGGGUUACAGUGGAGGCUACGGAGGGUUUGACAGCUACAAUGGCUUCAACAAUUAUUGUUUUGGCAAUGGUAUGUUUGAGGACAGAGUCCGGGGCGACAGGGGGAGAGGCGUAGGGGGGCAUGGCUAUGGGGGUAGCGAUUCUGGAUCGGGCUUCCACAGCGGACACUUCGUGCACAUGCGCGGUCUACCCUUCCGUGCCACAGAGGCUGACAUUGCCAAUUUCUUCACGCCAUUGAACCCGAUUCGCGUGCACAUCGAUGUGGCGCCCAAUGGGAAGUCCACGGGUGAGGCCGAUGUUGAGUUUGCAUCGCAUGAGGAUGCCGUGUCCGCCAUGUCUAAAGAUAAAAACCACAUGCAACAUCGUUACAUCGAGCUGUUUCUGAACUCUACAGCCAGCGGGGGAUCUGAAAUGGGCCGCAGUGGUGGUUUCUAUGGAAACUCUGGGGGCAUGGGGUCCAGAGGUGGUGGACUGAGGGGCAUGUUUUAGAUGAGGGUGACCUGAAGCCACCCAGUUCAACCAAAAGUUGAAGUUAACUUUUUCUUUUGUAUUUGGGAAUGUUUUUUUUUCCAUAUGUUCAUAUAAAUUUUACGUUAGAUUUCCCAUUUUCAGAGUGGAAAUUAAAUAUAUUUGAUGUUACUUAGGUUAACCAGCUAUUGUAAAUUUUGCUCAUUAAAUUUUAUACAAAAUA
Molecule: messenger RNA, 2044 nt
Organism: Brienomyrus brachyistius
Lineage: Eukaryota; Metazoa; Chordata; Actinopteri; Osteoglossiformes; Mormyridae
Gene: hnrnph3
Product: heterogeneous nuclear ribonucleoprotein H3 (2H9)
Exons: 11
Coding region: 652-1842 (396 amino acids)
Biological process (GO): regulation of RNA splicing
Cellular component (GO): ribonucleoprotein complex; nucleoplasm
Molecular function (GO): RNA binding
Source: RefSeq, a predicted model, not a curated record